This is a messenger RNA of Blepharisma stoltei, 933 nucleotides long. The record is from the annotation of a GenBank genome assembly. Lineage: Eukaryota; Ciliophora; Heterotrichea; Heterotrichida; Blepharismidae.
AUGUGUGGAAGAGUAAUUUCACGUGUCGAUAUACCUGGAUUAAGAGCAAUGACAAGGGCAAGAGGGUCAAGAAGAUCAGGACAGCUGAGAAGAGGCUAUAAUAUAGGCCCUGCAUCUCAUCAAGCAGCAAUUGUCCAUGCAUCUCGAACUUCAGUUGAAGAAGAAACAAAGCCAGAAGAGUGCAUGGAAAUCGACCAAAACAGAGUUUUAUCAGUCAUGAAAUGGGGCAUGAACAAUUUCCGAGAAAAAAAUCCUGAAAAGCCAAUGGUGAUUAAUAUCAGAAUUGAAUCGAUGGACUACAAGUUCAAGCCUUUUCACAAUAACAGAUGUGUUAUUCUAGCUGAAGGGUACUAUGAAUGGAAAGAAACACAUCCUUAUUUGGUCAAACCUAAAAAUUCUGAUCUUUUCUAUUUCGCUGGGCUAUAUAGGGAUAUUGAUGAAAAUGAGCAGGAAUAUGGGAUAAUUACGGUCCCUCCAAAGGAGAGUAUGUUUUGGUUGCAUGAUAGGUCUCCAGCGAUGAUAAGAGAAGAAAAUAUUGAUAGGUGGAUAGAUCCUCAGGUGUCUUAUGAAGAAGCAAGUGCAUUGAUUGAGUGCAGAGAAGCUGAAGAGCUAGAGUAUUAUGAAGUGCCGAGUCUUGUAAAUCAGAUGAAAAAUGACAAUAAGGAAUGCUGCAUGAGAGUUGAAGAGUAUCAAGCUUUAUUGAAAACAAAAGGGAUUCAUAGGUUUUUUAAACCUGUGGAAAAAAGGAAAGCUGAAGAGGAGGAAAGCUUGCCUGCUAAAAAAAUUAUUGUGGCACCAGUUGGGAAUGCAUCUGAUAAUAAGGUUUCUAUAGGAAUAAGUUUGGAAAAACCUGAAAUUCAAUAUGAUCCAGACAAUAAACCUAAAAUUACUGCAAAUGUAUCAAGUUCGAGCACAAAAAAGGAAAUAUGUUAG